GUAUUAUUGUUUUGAUAGCAUUGCCUUUUUUAAUAUAAAAAAAUGCCUUUCUGUACGACGUGUAACGUAUCUGUACAUAGUAAAUCAUGGGUAGGUCAUUUGCGAAGUAAUUCACAUAGAAAAAGUAGUAAGACAAUAGAAUACAGUGAUGGUGUAGAAAUCGUCAGCUCUGCAUUUCGUAAUCGUAUUGUAACUUAUAAGAUAUUACCUCUUGAUCAACUUCAGUUAGCUUCAGUAGAUAUAUUUUUUUUCGAAAUUCGUAACAAGUUAAAAUCUCUUUUAGAUGAAAACCUUAUUAAACAUUCAUGUGUUAAGGUUAAUUUCGAACUAUUUGGGACGUUUUUGAAGUUCAACAAUAAUUCACAAGAAAUAAAAUCUUUUGGAACCAAGAAUAAAAUAUUACAUAGUAAUUAUGAUUUUGAAAAAAUAUAUUUGGAAACAGUUAGUUAUUUAAAAACUAGUAUAGAGGAAUUUGAGGAUCGUGACAGUGGGUGGACAUUUUUAAAUAAUUUAUACAUUGAGAUUAAUAUCAAUAAAUAUCAACCACUUAGCGGUUCGAGUUUUAUCAGUUUACCCAAAUCAAUUCAGGCUAAAAAGGCGUGUUUAAAUAUUAUGAAUAAAGAUCAGCAUUGCUUUCUAUGGAGUGUGACAGCAGCCUUAUAUCCAGCUAAAAAUCACCCUGAAAGAAUUUCAUCAUAUCCUAAUUUUCGUGAAUUAUUUAAUAUAAAUGGAAUGUUUUUUCCUGUAACUUUCCAUGACAUUAAAAUUUUUGAAAAAAAUAAUCCUAAUAUUAAGUUCAUAAUUUAUGGUUUAAAAAAAAGUAAAACUAUUGUUGGGCCGUUGUAUAAAUCAGACAUUAAUAAAACAUGCAACGAGAAAAUUAUACAUUUGUUGUAUCUAGAAAAUAAUAACACUUCUCAUUAUUGUUUGAUCAAAGAACCUUCUAGACUGUUUAGAAGCCAAGUUACAUCUCAUCACAGCAAAUUGUACUUCUGUGAUUUGUGCUUGAUAUUUUUCAGUACUUCUAAAGAAGUUGAAAACCAUUUAUGUGGAGGCGUUGUAACUGUCCUCCCAAAUAAGGGCUCAGUAAUUAAAUUUAAAAACUAUGCUCGAAAACAAAACAUGCCUUUUUGUAUUUACGCAGAUUUUGAGUCGAUGCUACAAACCAAUACUGAAGCUAACUGUUCUUCUAGCAAAAAUACGACUACAUUGCACCAACAUUUACCUAUAGCUUUUGGUUAUUAUAUUGUUUGUCGUGAUGACCCUAGUUACAAUCGGUACGUAUCAUAUCGAGGACCUGGUUGUGAUAAGCAGUUUGUAGAUUCGAUUCUUAAAGACGUACAAAAAAUAUUUGAUAUACUUAGUACACCAGUCCCUAUGAUAUUUUCUACGGCGGAUAAGUCUGAUUUUGAUAAUGCCACACGUUGUCAUAUUUGUGAAAAUUUUAUUUUUUCGGACAAAGUCCGUGACCAUUGCCACGUUACUGGUCGUUACCGCGGAGCUGCGCAUCCGUUUUGUAAUUUACAGUAUAAACGCCCUUCAUUCGUCCCCAUUUUUUUUCAUAACUUAGCUGGUUAUGAUUGUCAUCUUUUUAUAAAAGCGUUAGGUGAGGUUCCUGGUAAUAUUAAAAUAAUACCUAAAACAAAAGAAAACUACAUCUCAUUUACCAAAUUUGUACCAGUUACGAAUAAUCAGUUUUUUCAACUUCGAUUCGUGGAUUCAUUUAAGUUUUUGGGAACAAGCUUAAGUAAAUUGUCAGAGACAUUAAAACCGGAAAUGUUUAAAAACUUACAAAAUCAUUUCCCCGAUGAAGAUGAAUUUCAGUUACUCACUCGUAAAGGCAUUUAUCCAUACGAAUAUAUGAACUCGUGGAAGCGGUAUGACGAAAAAAGUCUACCCCCAAAAGAAUGCUUUUAUAGUUCCCUAACUGAUCAUGAUAUUUCUGAUGAGGAUUACCAGCACGCGUGCUUAAUUUGGUCAACAUUUCAAAUCAAAGAUUUAGGUAGUUAUACGGAUUUAUAUCUAAAAACUGAUGUGCUUUUACUGGCAGAUAUCUUUGAAAAUUUUAGACAGACUUGCAAGCAACACUAUCAAUUAGACCCAGCUUUUUACUUAACAGCACCCAGUUUAUCUUUUGAUGCGAUGUUAUUAAAAACAGGAAUACAAUUGGAACUUAUCGAUGACUUGUCGAUGGUGCGCAUGUUACAGAGUGGUAUCAGGGGAGGAGUAUGUCUGUGCUCUCAUAGACAUGCAAAAGCAAAUAAUCCUUACUUAGAAAAUUACAAACCAUCAGAAUCUCCUUCCUACGUCACUUAUAUUGAUUGUAAUAAUUUAUAUGGAUAUAGUAUGUGUCAAUAUUUACCAUUAUCAGAUUUCAGAUUUCUCAAUGAACAAGAAAUCAACAAAUUAAAUGUAACCGAAAUACCGAUUGAUGCAGAGUGUGGUUAUAUUCUAGAAGUGGAUUUACAAUAUCCUAAACAUUUACAUAACUUACAUAAUGAUUUACCAUUUUGUUCUGAAAAAUGCAUUCCACCCGGGGGGAAAACUUUCAAACUAGUUCCAAAUUUAUAUGAUAAAUUUAAGUAUGUUAUACAUUACAUUCACUUGCAAACAUGUUUAAAACAUGGUUUAAUAUUAAAGAAAAUUCAUCGAGUGAUUAGUUUUCGACAAAGCCCGUAUUUGAAACAAUACAUUGAUUUGAAUACUGCUCUGAGACAAAAAAGUUCCUCAACAUUUGAACAAGACUUUUUCAAACUCUUGAAUAACAGUGUGUUUGGAAAAACUUUAGAAAAUAAUGAGAAGAGGGUCAAUGUGCAUUUAGUUAAUCAGUGGGUUGAUAAUAAUAAUGUGACUAAGAAAAGGCAAUGUGCACAAAAGCUUAUCGCUCGUCCAAAUUUCCAUAGCGUGACAAUUUUUAGUGAAAAUCUAGUUGCGGUACAAUUAAACUCUGAUCAAAUAAUUUUGGAUAAACCAAUAUACAUUGGUUUUACCGUACUAGAAUUGUCAAAAAGUCAUAUGUAUAACUUUCAUUACUCUGUUAUUAAACCUUUUUAUAAAAAUAAUGUACAGAUGUGUUACACGGACACUGAUAGUUUUGUAUAUCAUAUACGGACCCAUGAUUUUUAUGAUGACAUAAAAAAACAUUUUUUGCCUUACUUUGAUACUAGUAAUUUUUGUAAUACUAAUCAAUAUGAUUUACCCAUUCAAAAUAAAAAAGUUCCUGGUUUGUUCAAGGAUGAAAUGGCGGGUAAAAUCAUAAGUGAAUUUGUAGGCCUUCGUUCAAAGUUAUAUUGUAUUAAAACCAUAAAUAGUACAAUCAAAAAAGCGAAAGGAAUUAAGAAAAAUAUUGUCAGCAAUUUCAAUGUUACUGAUUACCAAAAAACUCUGUACGAAGGCAACAUUGUUCAUAAAACAAAUGUUUUAUUUAAGUCAAUAAAACACGAGUUGUACACAUGUGCUGUGAAGAAAGUUGCUCUGUCUGGUGAUGAUGACAAGAGAGUCAUAUCUAAAGAUAAAAUUUCAACUAAAUCAUGGGGACAUACUAGUAUAUUUAACUUUUAACUAGAUUUAAUAAGCUGUACCUAAUUAAGAAAUUCUUUGUAUUAUUUACUUUCUUAGCAUAACCUGUGUAUUUAGUAUGUAUAUUAUGUAGAUUUAGAAAUAAAAUA
Molecule: messenger RNA, 3668 nt
Organism: Aricia agestis (brown argus)
Lineage: Eukaryota; Metazoa; Arthropoda; Insecta; Lepidoptera; Lycaenidae
Exons: 1
Coding region: 43-3561 (1172 amino acids)
Molecular function (GO): nucleic acid binding
Source: RefSeq, a predicted model, not a curated record